GGGGCAACCUUUCGCGACAACCACCUUUCUUGCUGCCUGCAACCGUACCUUAUCCACUCUUCUACACUUCAUAUCCAACAACUGCACGGUGCACUACAUUCACAAAAGUGCCCCCUGAAGUCACCACGCAAACAUUUCCAAUAUUUGGAUAGUUAUUGCCUUGACAAAGUCAACAACCCGCCGCCCACCAUGUCUGCCGAGAACGAUAGCAAGCCCCUUGAGGAGGUCAAGGCACCUGAGGCUCAGGCUGAGCAGACAACGGAGGCUCCCGCUUCCGAGUCCGCCGCCGCCGAUAAUAAACCCGUGACUUCUGCUUCGGUUUUCUCCAUGUUUGGUGGCGGCGCCAAGAAGGAAAAGAAGGAUGAGGAUGAGGACCGCGGCGAUAUCUCCGGCAGUGCCAAGGCCCAGCGCGAGGCUGCUGCUGCCGCCGCCGCCGCCGCAAAGGAGGGCGGCGAUGAGGAUGACCAACCUCCCGAGUCCGAGGAUGUCCACUUCGAGCCCGUCAUCCGCCUGACAGAAAAGGUUGAGACCAAGACCAACGAGGAGAUGGAGGAGCAGGUUUUCAAGAUGCGUGCCAAGCUUUUCAAGUACGUGGCCGAAACCCGCGAGUGGAAGGAGCGCGGUACUGGCGACGUCCGCCUGCUCAAGCACCGCGAGAACGGCAAGACUCGGCUGGUCAUGCGUCGCGAUAAGACCCUCAAGGUUUGCGCCAACCAUUAUGUUGUUCCCGAGAUGAAACUCUCUCCCAACGUCGGCUCGGACAGGAGCUGGGUUUGGAACGUUGUUGCCGAUGUGAGCGAGGGCGAGCCCGAGGCCCUCACUCUGGCCAUUCGGUUCGCCAACUCAGACAACGCCAACCAGUUCAAGGACGCUUUCAUCAAGGCCCAGAAAGAGAACGAGGCGUUGUUUAAGAAGGCGGCCGAGGCGAAGGCGGAGGAGGCGACUGGCGAGGAGAAGAAGGAGGAAACUAAGGAAGAGGAGAAGAAGGAGGAGACCGCUUGAGCUGGUCCUUGAUGGGUCUGAGUGAUGGGCUCAGAAAUAAGGGCAAUCCACCCAGCACCUUCACCCCGUAUGCUGCAUUGAUUCCCUGGAAGGUGAGAGAAGGCAGGGAGCGAUGCAUAUCACACACGAACACGAUGCCAACACCCCAAACGAACCCAGCAUUCCCCAUGACAGGAAGCACUCGGUCAAAGGAGGAAAGGGUUGUGUCUUUCCGGCGAGAGAAGAUGAGCGAUGUCAACUGCAGAUAGACCAAAUACCAUGCAGUCCCCUUCAUACAAAGCAGUACCAAUGAAAGUAAUUGGCCUUUAUGGGGGGCCGAUCACCUUUUGUAAAGAAUCGCAAAGAGACGGCAACUGUGCG
Molecule: messenger RNA, 1362 nt
Organism: Thermothelomyces thermophilus ATCC 42464
Lineage: Eukaryota; Fungi; Ascomycota; Sordariomycetes; Sordariales; Chaetomiaceae
Product: ran-specific GTPase-activating protein 1-like protein
Exons: 5
Coding region: 190-1002 (270 amino acids)
Biological process (GO): nucleocytoplasmic transport
Cellular component (GO): nuclear pore; cytoplasm
Molecular function (GO): GTPase activator activity
Source: RefSeq, a predicted model, not a curated record